Molecule: messenger RNA, 696 nt
Organism: Ylistrum balloti
Lineage: Eukaryota; Metazoa; Mollusca; Bivalvia; Pectinida; Pectinidae
Product: endoplasmic reticulum lectin 1-like
Exons: 7
Coding region: 112-663 (183 amino acids)
Biological process (GO): retrograde protein transport, ER to cytosol; endoplasmic reticulum unfolded protein response
Cellular component (GO): endoplasmic reticulum lumen
Source: RefSeq, a predicted model, not a curated record
UCGUCUGCUUGUUUGCAACGUCAUCUAAAGUUGAUUCAUUGCUUUCAAGUAGUCCCUAGAACGAUUUCCACCCGUCAAUGAAGGCGCCGUAGACUGAUUUAUAUUCAAAAGAUGUUCCAGAUUAAUUUUGUUGCAAUGUUAUUGUAUUUGGCUGUGAUAUUUACACUGUCCGUAUUAACAUCUUUGGCCUUCAAUCCGUUUAUGGAUAGUGAUCUACACUCCAUUGACUGGGCUGGUCCUUCGUCAAUCGACCAGAUUGAAGAUAGCAAGAAUGUUGUUGUGAUGAAAACAGGGGCUAACGAGAAGUAUAAAUGUGUUUUGCCUGAUACCAAAGAUUCUGAAGAUGAUUCAUCAAAGAGGAAUUAUGCUGGGCCUACACCUGAUGAGUUAAUGGAAUCUCUGUUUCAACAGAAAACUUGUUCAUACAGGAUUGAAAGUUACUGGACAUAUGAACUGUGCCAUGGCAAGCAUAUGAAACAAUAUCAUGAAGAUAAAGAACUGAGUAAUAAAAAGGCUCCCCCUCAGGAGUAUUAUCUGGGCUUUGCUAAACGGGGUUCAAAAAAAGUGAAAACAACAACAAAGACAGGACAAGUAGUGGAAGAACAGGUAGAGGAAGAAGUAAAAACACCAACAGAGAUUAAGAUCAAGAAUAGACAAUAUUGACCUGCCAUAUUUUGAAGUAAAUAUGACAGAUGG